AUGGCAGACGCAGAGCCCGCUCGUAACAUGACUCCAGUCCCGGAAAUUUUCGAUGUCCCGACAGCGGCGAUAACGGACGAGCCAGAGCCGAAUAAGGAAGCGACAUCUGUCGCUGAACACAAUGACACAAUGGAACAGGGAGGCGCCAUGGACACGUCCAUGGACGAUGUCGAUGGCGAUGACACCCCCGGCAAGGAGACGCAGCCGACAUCUCGGAAGACGAGGACGCAGACGAACCCCAGGGAAGAUCUGGGGAACGCCUGGCGCUCAGUCGCGAGGAUGUAUAACCAGUACUGGUAUCUGCAAGGACGCACUGUCCUCGUGGAAACCGAAGAGGUCAAAGACCACAGUGGGUGGUCUCCGUCUCCCACCUGCGCCCCGGCGCCCUCGCGGCCUUCUCCGCCGCUUUUCAGAACCCAGAACGCAGUUCUCAAGCACUUUGGCAACGUCACGCACCAGCACCACAAGGCCAUCGAAUUCCGGGUUGCAAUAGUUCGCAGGUUCCGGGAGGAGCCCAACCUCAUUACAAUGCCACUACACAGCGAGGAAAACAAGAAGGCUUUCACUAAUCGAGUGACUGCGUGGAGGUUGUGGGCCCCAAGGUCACGCCCCUGCGCGAUCUAA
Molecule: messenger RNA, 624 nt
Organism: Tricharina praecox
Lineage: Eukaryota; Fungi; Ascomycota; Pezizomycetes; Pezizales; Pyronemataceae
Exons: 5
Coding region: 1-624 (207 amino acids)
Source: RefSeq, a predicted model, not a curated record